GAAUUCAUACGUUAAAGUUAUCAAAAUGAACAACAAAAUUGGCCUUUUGGGUGUUAAAUCUAACUCCGGCUUUGUUAUCAAAGAAGCAAGCCCCUUUGCAUUGAAUUCGGUCACGAAGUCGUCUUCUCCGGCAAAUUCCGAUCCGCCAUGUUCUUACUCCGAGUUCACUCAGUGGAAGCGGACCACCCUCUCGACCCCCAAACCAUCUUCUCAGCUCCCAUCCCCCAAUCCCACAUCCCUAAAUUCACCGAACGCAGAGGCUUCCUCCACUUGUUCCGAACCACCACCGCCUCCUCCUCCUCCUCCUCUCUUCUCCUCUUCAUCCUCGCCGUCCCCAACUACCUCUCCUUCGAAGACUUCAUUCGCUUCUGUAACCCUCACCUCGACCACCUCCAUCACCUUCUCUUCAUCAGGAAUGAUGGCAUGGAAGAUCGGUAUAGUGUGUUGAUUGAGUUUCAUGAUCAGGUUACUGCUGAUGGAUUUUACAGCAAUUUCAAUGGGAAGAAGUUUUCUCCUGGCGAGGCAGAGCUGUGCCAUAUUUUAUCUUUGCUCUCCGUGGAGUACUCGGAGUUUGCAGAAGUUGCUGGGACUCCUCCUGUAGGUUGUACAGAAAUACCAACUUGCCCGGUUUGCCUCGAGAGAUUGGACCCAGAUACAAGUGGAAUACUUAAAACACUAUGUGACCACUCAUUUCAAUGCCCUUGUGUCUCUAAAUGGACGUACUUAUCGUGCCAGGUGUGCCAAUUCUGCCAGCAACAGGAUGAGAAGCAAACCUGUUUUGUUUGUGGAACAUUAGAUGACGUCUGGGUUUGUAUGAUUUGUGGAUUUGUUGGAUGUGGAAGAUAUAAAGAAGGACAUGCUAUUCAGCAUUGGAAAGAUACCCAGCAUUGCUAUUCUCUUGAUUUUAAAACACAGCAAAUUUGGGAUUAUGUGGGUGACAAUUAUGUCCAUCGACUGAACCAGAACCAGUCUAAGAUUGAUGGCAAGUUGGAGGAGAUGAAUUCUCGUUGUGUGUCACUGGAAGGAGAUUGUGAUUCAUGUGAAUGUCCUGAAGAUUUAGGAAUUAAUGGGGCACUUAUCAACAGCAAAGUUGAAGCGAUUGUGGAUGAAUACAACCGUCUUCUUGCUUCUCAGUUGGAGACUCAAAGACAACAUUAUGAAUCUUUACUAGUGGAGGCCAAAAGUAAAGCGGAAAGUUCCCUAUCUGAAGCAGUGGAGAAAGCUGCAACUUCUGAAAUGCAGGAUAUCCAAAAUGAACUUGAAAAGUGCACAGAAGAAAGAGAUGCCGUUGCUGAGGUCAAUCGCAAACUCAUAAAAAAUCAAGAGAUGUGGCGGAAUAAGGUUAAAGAAGCUGAACAGUGGGAAGCUACAUCAAUGGAGUCGUUCAAUGAGAGGAAACUUGAUUUGGAGGAACAGAUAAGAGAUAUCAAGAUUUUUCUAGAAGCACAAAAGACAAUUGAUAAGAUGUCAGAUUCAAACGGAAUCAAGGAUGGAACAGUCUUACCAGUGGCCUAUGAGCAAUCUUCCUCAGGCAACAGUAAGAAAAACAGAAAGUCUGGUCGAAGGAGGAACUAGUUGUACCAUCAACCACUGCACAUUUGAAAAAAACUUGUGGAUUUGUCUACUUUUUAGGAGGCAUGUUUAGGGCUCAAAUACCUGUGAGGAUAUAGAGGAGUUAGAUCCAACUCAGGGCCUUAAAUGGUUGUUGUCUGACUGUAUAUAUUUGAUGCUUGUGAAUAGUUAGUUCAACUAGUUUGGCAGUCCCACUCCUCAGGCAUUCUCUGAGCCUGGGAUGCUUCUUGUGGUUAGCAAGUUGUAUAUUCAACUCCUUUGCAACUUGUUUGCUUUUUGUGGAACUACAGAUAGCUAGAUGAUAUCUUUGUAAUUUUGAAAA
Messenger RNA from Lotus japonicus, 1894 nucleotides. RefSeq names its product BRAP2 RING ZnF UBP domain-containing protein 1. Gene Ontology annotation, biological process: protein ubiquitination; Ras protein signal transduction. Gene Ontology annotation, molecular function: ubiquitin protein ligase activity; zinc ion binding. NCBI's taxonomy places the organism in Eukaryota, Viridiplantae, Streptophyta, Magnoliopsida, Fabales, Fabaceae. Gene Ontology annotation, cellular component: cytoplasm. The transcript is spliced from 11 exons. The coding region runs from base 148 to 1575 and encodes 475 amino acids. The record is from RefSeq and is a predicted model, not a curated record.